AUGAUCACUGCCAACAUGGCUCAACCCCAGCUCAAUGUUGAGAGAAAAUUCUCCAACCUGAUAGUAAUCCGAGCUAGUAUUAAUGCUGAGCUGCUGAGAAAAGGAGGAAGGGAAGAGUGCAUCCGUUUCAGCAAAGAAGUUGGAGAUUUGAAAAACUUCGAUAGGAGGAACCUGAUCGCUGCCAGAUCGCACAGCUGCUUCCUGGAGGUGAUGGAUGAAAUGUGGUUGACGAGGGGCUGCACUUGGGUGUGCCGCCGAGUUGGGAAGUUGGUGGCCACAUGGCCACGGACCACAAUUUUUGUCAGCAUCGUCAUGACAGCAGUGUUUUCGACGAAAGUAAUGCUAACCCCACAUAUCAGCCGCAUGGACGGUUGGACAACCGAUAAUGCACGAUCUCGCUACGAGUUUAACGUCUUUCAAGAAUUCCUGAACGCCGAUGGCCAAGGAAUCACUUUGUUUUUGCUGUUGCGGGCACGAGACAACCAGUCCAUGAUCCGCCCACACUACCUGAACCAAACUGUGGAGAUUCUCAACUUUGUCUCAUCUCAUUUUCUCAUGUACGAUGCUGAUCUUGGCAGGAACCAGUCUUUCGACGAGUUUUGUCGAGGCUUUUGUAUGGCUAACGAGCCAGUUCGGCAAUACUUUAAUGGAAUGCGUAUACUAGCAGCUAAUACAAGUUUUGACAUUGCUAAUAGGAUAGAUCUUGCCUAUCCAACCUCUGAGAUGUUCUACAGAGCUUUCAGUCUUCUUCCAAACUUCUUCGGUAUCAAACUAAACGAAGAUGGAAGGACACUGAAGUCCGUUGACUUGAUAGCACUGAUUUUUCGAGCUGAAAAACAUCGGUCGUGGACGACUACAAUGGUGAAAGAAUGGGAACUCCAAGUUCAAACAUAUUUUGAGAAGGAUUUCGAUCAAUCGGAGAUUGAAGUGAGUGCACUAUCGCCAUCUAUCGUUGAAUACGACAUCAUGCUGGCCGGAAAUUCUCUGCGGCCAUUUCUUUUGGUCGGUUUUGUGAUUAUGUGUAUAUUUUGUACCACGACCACAAUACUGAGCUCUGUCACAGUCUAUCACCAUAAAGCCACUUUCAACAAAGUGAUACUUUCCAUAACAGCAUGUGUUUUACCUUUUAUGGCAUGCGGGACAGCAUUUGGCAUUGUGUUCUUGUUGGGAGUCACUUUUUCUCCCAUUCUCAAUGUAACCCCGUUCUUGGUUCUCGCUAUCAGCGUUGACGAUGCUUUCUUAAUGGUGCACUCGUGGAAUCGUAUAGAGAAAGACGACAUUUUAAGUACAAAAUCGAGGCCCGACAAGAUGGUUCAGGUGUUGGUCGAAACAGGACCAGCGAUCACGAUCUCAGCGUUUACGAACAUACUAGCUUUUGCUAUCGGUGCCUAUUCAUCGCCUCCAGAAAUUCGCCUUUUCUGCAUUGGCAACGCUGCAUGCAUCUUCAUGGAUAUGACAUAUCAACUAACUUUCUAUACCGCAGUCAUGGCGCUAUUCGCUGACUCCCCUAAAGCCUUUGAGGAAAAGAAGGGGCCCUCUCGCAUCGAAAUGAUAGCCCAAGGAUUUUUGCACAAAUAUAGCGGAAUAAUUGCUGACUGGAAAGCUUCGCUAGCGGUUGUGGUGCUAUGGGCAUUAUAUUUCGCGGGAGCUAUAACAGGUCUAUUUUUUGUAAAUAUCGACCUUUCAUCGCAAAAAAUGUUCCUGCCGGAUUCGAAACUAAUCAAGAUUGACAGUAUCCGAAAUAGAUACAUGGUUCCAUACUAUACCUCAGCUAUGGUGGUUGUCAACAAUCCAGGAAAUAUCUCUGAUCCUGAGAAUGUGCGGCAGCUGCUUGCCAUGAAGAACGCUUUUGAGACCCUUCCUGAUGCUAUCGGGCCUGAAAGCACCAAGUUCUUCCUCGACGACUACCUCCUGUACAAGGAGUCGAUUCAUGAGGAGCUGGAAACGAAUCCGGGUGCGGACUCAAUAGAGUCGUUCUUAGGUUGGAUGGAGUACUCGUUCUGGAAAGGCUUUGUAAAGCUAGAGAACACCACUGAUGGUCUUACUGCUUCGAAAUUCAUGUUUAUCACCGGCUAUCAUGGUCAACACCUGGUUUCAUGGGUCGAAAAAGGACACCUUCUCAAGGCGCUGCGGGAUCAAGUUGAUCGCUUCGGAAGGCAGUUCAACGCCACAGUAUUCUCCGACGAUGCAUUCUACAUCGACCUUCUUGAGGCCAUACCGACAAUAACCUGGCAAUCUGGGCUAGCGACCUUCGUCUGCGUCAUCAUCGUCUGUGCAAUGUUCAUCAACCACUUUGCCACGAUCUUCAUCGUGUCGACAGCAAUUUUGGCCACCUGCAUAGGAGUGUUCGGGUAUACAUCACUGCUCGGUGUAACUCUGGACCCAAUUGUGAUGUCAAUCGCGAUUAUGUGCAUUGGCUUCAGCGUUGACAUCCCAGCUCACGUCUCCUUCCAUUACCAUGCAGCUCGUUUGCAUACAAUCAAGAAAGAAAUCAGCACAACGUCAACUUGUAGCUCAGACUCAACAAGCACGGUGGAUGGGCCCAACUUCAGAGCAAGAUUACAACACACACUGUGCUCAGUUGGUUUUCCAGUCGUUCAAGCCGGUCUUUCUUCUAUUUUAUGUGCGCUGCCACUUGCAUUCGUUCCUUUGUACAUGGCACAGGUGUUCGCCCUGGCCAUGGUGAUGUGUAUCUCCUUCUCCCUGAUCCACGGCGUUGUCGUGCUACCAGCUAUGUUCUGCCUUCAUGACCGUAUCUCUACCAUGUCUCGUCUCUGUGUUUCUCAUCUACAAAGCCGGAGGCGAUGUGCUCCUGCCUAAAUUCGUCUCUUUCAUUCUUCUAUUUCUCAGCUGUAUACAUAUUAUGCCUUAUACUGAAACGGGUCUAUUGUUUUGUGAUAAAUCAUUUUUUGCA
Messenger RNA from Cylicocyclus nassatus, 2914 nucleotides. NCBI's taxonomy places the organism in Eukaryota, Metazoa, Nematoda, Chromadorea, Rhabditida, Strongylidae. The record is from the annotation of a GenBank genome assembly.